This is a messenger RNA of Colletotrichum phormii, 1743 nucleotides long. RefSeq lists its product as uncharacterized. The transcript is spliced from 2 exons. NCBI's taxonomy places the organism in Eukaryota, Fungi, Ascomycota, Sordariomycetes, Glomerellales, Glomerellaceae. The record is from RefSeq and is a predicted model, not a curated record. The coding region runs from base 1 to 1743 and encodes 580 amino acids.
AUGAUUGUCCAAAAGACAUGGCCGCAAUACAUUGCGGUGCGCGUGCUGAUAAUCAUGAUGAGGGACUUGGGACUCCUGGGCCUGACCUACUUUUACGUCGUAUUUGCUUUAGGCGGCGUCAAGGCUGUUGCUCAUCCAGUUUCCAUCUUCAUUGAGGUCAUUGCCGCCAUUGAAAUUCUCUUUUACUUGCUCUUCUUCCUACCGUACAAACGAUACCUGCAGACUUACAAGCCGUACACGCCGGCUCGAAUGAGUCGUUCACAGCGCGCUCGACUAUUCUCCAAGGCCUUGAGUCUGGUGCCGGAUGGCGAGGAAUUUGUUCGCAUGUGGAUGCUCAACGCACACAUGGAGGAUAUACGCCGCGAAAGCCUAAAGGAUUGGUUACUUUGGGCCUUGUUUGAACAGGACAAUACAGCUGGCCGCCCUACCAAGGAAGUUGAGGCCGAACUCGAGGGGUACAUCGACGAUACUGAAGAAACGUUUGGGAUCAAACUACGCCCAGGAAGAGGAAAUGCAGAAGCCCUGAAACUCGCCUUCGACCCUGUAAUGAUCCAACAUCGAAGCUUGCUCUACUACAUGGUCAUUGGACUUUUCGAUAACCUGAUGGCCUUGUAUCUUCUGACCCAAGGCUACCGAUACUACAAACAAUCAUUCUCAACUUUCUUCAAGGUUUUCCCGGUCCGAUUCAUCAACCUCUUCCCUUUCAAACAAUCUGCAGCGAGCAAAAUGUCUUACUGGUAUCGACCUCACAAGUCAGCAACACAACGUCCCGUCGUUUUUAUCCAUGGCCUAGGAGUCGGCUUAAUCCCUUACAUGUUCUGGCUCCACACAAUCCCUAAGGACGUCGGCAUCCUCGCAGUUGAGAUGCUACCAAUCUCUUCCCGCGUCACCACGUGGCCACUGCCAUCGACACCCGAACUCUGCGAGAUGGUAGCAAAGUGUGUGGCACAGCAGCGAGCUUCGCAGCCAGCGCCCGGGGUCGGAGAACGUGGAGCAUGGGAUGACUUUGUUCUAAUUGGGAACAGCUACGGGACGUUGUUGAUGGGCCAACUACUACAAAGAGCAGAUUUCGCUCCGCGGGUUGCUGCAUCCAUCUUAAUAGACCCAGUGUCUUUGCUUCUUCAUCUGCCUGAUGUUGCUUUCAACUUCACUCGCCGGGAGCCUACACCAUCAAUCCGUGGAAGAACAGGACACGGCAACGAAUGGGAGAUAUGGUGGGCAAGUGCAACCGAUGCCGGGACGGCGUACACACUUGCUCGAAGGCUCUGCUGGAGGGAGUCUCUAAUGUGGCGUGAGAUGCUCACGCCAAGCCUGCGAAAUGUCGAGGCUGGCUACUAUGCAUCUGGCUCUCCAGAAGAAAUUGCGAUAUUCGGCAACGGCGUGCAAGCCGGAAUGCGCAGCACUGUUGUCUUGGGAGGAGAAGACUGCGUGACUAACCCAAGAGCAGUAGCAAGCUAUGUCUACUCCGGAGACGUGAAGUGGACGAUGGACGAUUUAGAGUCGUGGAAGCAGUACGAGUGGAGCGGAACAGAGGAGUUGGAGUUGAUGUUCUUGGAUGGAAAGGAUCAUGGGCAGGGCAUCAUGGUACCUUAUCCGUACAAGCCUAUUCAGACAGUCAUCGAGACAUAUUGCCGGCGGGAUGACGGAUUUAAAGCAUUUGGGGACAAGUUUAUAGGUGGACCUGAGAGUAUUUAUGGCCUACGAGUACACAGAGAUGAGGUUGUAGAGCUGAAGAAUCUCUAA